AUGGAUACCAUCUUGGUUUUCAGCCCCAUCAUUACAUCCUAUGAUGCUAACAAGAAAGAACUCAGAGACAGCAGCUGCCAAGUGGAACUGCUGCCUCUCAAAGGCCAUGGCUGCAAAAAUCAAAGAGACGGGGUGAGGAAAGAGAAGGAGGAGGCACUCAAGCGGCUCUGCGUUAGAAAGAACAACCUCGGAGCAUCUCUCUGGGCUCCAUUUACUGCAGUCACCGAUCUUCAUGGGACCCACGGCGGGAAGGGGGAACAGCAGGAAGCUCAGACAGAAGCCAAAUGGCCCACAUUCAUCCUAAAUUAGACUGUGGCUACCUUGCAGUGUCUUGGUUCUAGGAGCAAAGUGAAAGUCAACCUUGUGUAUUUGGAAAAAAGGCGAAAGGUCAAGCACACUCUGAAGAACCUGAGAGAUGCUGUUCCCUGCAGAAACAGUACUGCCCCCCCAAGCUGUCACCUAACCCUCACAUCCAAGGUUCAGAUUGGAUCCCUUGUGACAGGCAAAGCUUUUUUUUUACCAGGGAUCUCCCAGUGUAAGGUCUAUCCAGUGAUGGGGGCUUCAUCAGAGACUUUCCCCACCACUACCACCUUCGUAACUCCUGGGAAAAAAGGAGAGAAAACUACAAGGAUUGAUGAUUUUUCUAACACAGAUGAGGACCUAGAGAAGAGGCAGACCUGGAGCAUCGUGGUCAAAUUUCUGAUUGCAGUCACCUUGCUCAGUGGAAUUGCCAUUACAGUGUUCGUCAUUUUUGAAGCCCCAGGCCCUAGUCAAUGCCUAGGAGCCAGAGAGCUAUGCCAAUGCCAGAGGUUGGGGAGAAGGCAAAGAAAGGAAGGCCAGCAACCUGGUGUAGCUGAAUCCCAGACUGACAGCCCAAAAAGGAAAGUUGGACAAGAUGCUCCCAAAUCAUCAAGCCCCAAGAAAGCUGCAGAGAUCACUGUGGUCCACGAGACAUACUUCUGA
Molecule: messenger RNA, 963 nt
Organism: Physeter macrocephalus (sperm whale)
Lineage: Eukaryota; Metazoa; Chordata; Mammalia; Artiodactyla; Physeteridae
Gene: C14H17orf78
Product: chromosome 14 C17orf78 homolog
Source: RefSeq, a predicted model, not a curated record